Oppia nitens is the source of this 726-nucleotide messenger RNA. Its product is annotated as keratin, type II cytoskeletal 1-like. NCBI's taxonomy places the organism in Eukaryota, Metazoa, Arthropoda, Arachnida, Sarcoptiformes, Oppiidae. The transcript has 2 exons. The record is from RefSeq and is a predicted model, not a curated record. Bases 1 to 726 code for a protein of 241 amino acids.
AUGAUCAAGUACAUACUAGUUCUCACAUGUGUGGCCUACUGUAGAGCGGGAGGCUAUGGUGGUUAUGGCGGUAGUGGUGGUGGUUAUGGUGGAGGAUAUGGUGGAGGACACGGCGGUAGUGGGAGUGGCAGUGGACUGGGAUUUGGCGGUGGCGGCGGUUUCGCCGGCGGUAUAAUACCUGCAGCCAUAACUACCCGACACACUGUUGACGUACGGCCUACUAGUAUACAGUCAGAACCGGUAGUACCGCAGACAGUGCUGGUCGAUGCCGGUAUUGUGCCGCUGACCAUAAUGUUUAGGUCGAUGUCCAGCAAAAUGAGUGUCGUUCAGCAACAUAUCGGCGGUUCGGGUGAUACACAGCAUACGUCAUCGGAGGACGAACCGCAUAAACUCGUUCAUCGGGUAACCAAACCGAUCAUACAGGAGGUACGCGAAGUGAUUACACCGUACAGACGAGUCGUACAGGAGAUACAGCCGGUUGUCGAAGACAUCCAGACUAUUGUUGCCAGUGGUCAGGCUAGAGAUGGUGGUGCUGGCGGUGCUGGUGGUGGUGGUGAUGGUGGCAGCGGUUUUGGCGGUGGUUUUGGAGGUAAUGGCGGCGGAGACGGCGGCAGUGAUGGUGGUCAUGGAGGAUAUGGUGGUAGCGGCGGAUAUGGCGGCGGACAUUAUGCCGGUGCUCGUAGAGGAGCUGCCAAAGCUGCCGGUGCCGCAGCUGCCAGUGCUUAG